ACACCAACAACAAAGAAAAAAAAAUCAAACUAAAUGGCUUUGUCAAAGUUUCAACUAGUAGCUCUUCUAAUCACAUAUACUCUCCUAUUUUCUUGCCAAUCAAAAAUAGUGAAAAGAAUGCAAGUUGGACCUAGCGAGUGUGUUUACAGAGGUCGGUGCCGAGAUAGCUACGAAUGUAGGAGUCGAUGUGGACCGCCUGAGUUCUCACAUGAAACUCUUGGUUUAUGCAUGUUCGAUUAUGAUGAUUACGAAUAUUUUUGUUGUUGUACCACAAAUUACUAA
Molecule: messenger RNA, 282 nt
Organism: Arabidopsis thaliana (thale cress)
Lineage: Eukaryota; Viridiplantae; Streptophyta; Magnoliopsida; Brassicales; Brassicaceae
Product: Putative membrane lipoprotein
Exons: 2
Coding region: 34-282 (82 amino acids)
Cellular component (GO): extracellular region
Source: RefSeq, marked reviewed